Molecule: messenger RNA, 878 nt
Organism: Chilo suppressalis (striped riceborer)
Lineage: Eukaryota; Metazoa; Arthropoda; Insecta; Lepidoptera; Crambidae
Source: the annotation of a GenBank genome assembly
UCCUUUUCGCGCACCAUGCCAUGCGUGUGUGCUUUAUUUAGCAACAAAACUAGAGUUUGGUUUUAAAUCGUGUUCUUAGUGCUACAAAAGAGUGAAAUCUAUAUAAAAUGGAAGCUGAGAAUAUUAAUGUGGACGAGUUUUUACCCGCAAAGAAUACGGUGAAGUUGAAAAACAUCAAAAGAAGAGCGGUGUCCGAAUCUGGAGAUGGGAUGGAAGUGGAGGAGCACAAUGGCAUCCAAGGCAAAGCGAAGGUAGCUCGUUCCAGACCGAAGAGGUCGAGAAAGAAUGCCGAACCGAAUGAAACUAAAGUGAAUAUGAGAAAAGUGGCAGUGCCAGCACAUAGAUACACACCUUUAAAAGAGAGUUGGCUUAAAAUCUUCACACCUAUUGUGGAGCACCUACUGCUACAAGUUAGAUUUAACACCAAAACUCGGAAUGUGGAAAUCAAAAUUGGCCCGGAGACAAAAGAUAUUGCCAAUUUGCAAAAAGCAGCAGAUUUCGUGAAGGCAUUCAUCUUAGGAUUUGAAGUUGAAGACGCAUUAGCCUUACUAAGGCUUGACGAUUUAUUCGUAGAGUCUUUUGAAAUAAAGGAUGUGAAAAACCUACAAGGUGACCAUUUGGGUCGUGCUAUCGGUCGAUUGGCUGGCAAAGCUGGCAGAACCAAAUUCACCAUAGAGAACGUGACAAAAACUAGAAUAGUAUUAGCAGAUUCGAAAAUUCAUAUCCUAGGCAGUUACCAAAAUAUAGCUUUGGCUAGGCGAGCUAUAUGUAACUUGAUUAUGGGAUCACCGCCUUCAAAGGUUUAUGGUAACUUGAGAAAUGUCGCCAAUAGAGUGGCGCAAAGGUUUUAAGUUUUUUAAAUUAAAUAUAUAUAUAUU